Danio aesculapii is the source of this 4683-nucleotide messenger RNA. RefSeq names its product solute carrier family 25 member 32b (gene slc25a32b). Bases 74 to 1015 code for a protein of 313 amino acids. Gene Ontology annotation, molecular function: folic acid transmembrane transporter activity; FAD transmembrane transporter activity. The transcript is spliced from 8 exons. Lineage: Eukaryota; Metazoa; Chordata; Actinopteri; Cypriniformes; Danionidae. Gene Ontology annotation, cellular component: mitochondrial membrane; mitochondrion. The record is from RefSeq and is a predicted model, not a curated record. Gene Ontology annotation, biological process: mitochondrial transport; folate import into mitochondrion; nucleotide transport.
GCGCCAUGUUCCAGUUUCAGCAUGUUUCCAGUUCGUAUCUGCUGUCAGUGUGUAUGAUCUGACAUUUACCGUCAUGAGUUCCAGUCCGGGUCCGGGCUCUCCUGCACCCCUGACCCCCAGCCUGCAGCGGCUCUUCAGUCAUGUGAGGGUGGAGAAUCUGAUAGCAGGACUCAGUGGAGGAGUUUUGUCCACACUGGCGCUCCAUCCACUCGACCUGGUCAAAAUCAGAUUUGCAGUGAGUGAUGGGCUUGACGUGAGGCCUAAAUACAGUGGCAUUGUGCACUGCAUGAAGAGCAUCUGGCGUCAGGAGGGCCUCCGAGGCCUUUAUCAAGGCGUCACUCCCAAUAUCUGGGGUGCUGGAGCUUCAUGGGGGCUUUACUUCUUCUUUUACAAUGCGAUCAAAGGGUACAACAAGGAAACCAGACAGAAAGAACUGACUGCAACUGAACAUCUGCUGUCAGCAGCAGUAGCAGGAGCAAUGACGCUUUGCUUGACGAAUCCAAUCUGGGUCACCAAAACCCGUCUGGUUCUGCAGUAUAACGCAGAUCCGACACAGAAACAAUACAAGGGGAUGAUGGAUGCACUUGUGAAAAUCUACCGGCACGAAGGCAUUUCUGGACUCUAUCGGGGGUUUGUCCCGGGUUUGUUUGGAACCUCCCAUGGCGCACUGCAGUUCAUGGCGUACGAGGAGCUGAAAAGAGAUUAUAACAAAUACAGAAAGAUGCAAUCCGAUGCUAAACUGAAUCCAUUAGAAUACAUUACCAUGGCAGCUUUGUCCAAAAUAUUUGCUGUGGCUACAACGUACCCAUAUCAGGUGGUCCGAGCCCGCCUGCAAGAUCAGCACAACACAUAUAAUGGAUUGACAGACGUCGUCUGGAGAACGUGGAGAAACGAAGGCCUGCUGGGUUUCUACAAAGGAAUGGUGCCCAACCUGAUCCGGGUCACUCCAGCGUGCUGCAUCACUUUCGUGGUGUAUGAGAACGUGUCCCGUCGCCUCCUGGACCAGAACAAAUGAUCUGAGAAUAGAAAUAAGCACAGCAGAUCUGUGCAUCGAGGAGCAGAGCCGGACCUGAGGCGGGUCGGCCUGACAGAGAACAUGAGGAGACAAAAGACAUAAUACAGGGACAUAAAACAAGCAGGUCCUCUCUGGAAAACUGAAAUGCAGGAUAUUACUGAAAUCAAAGUGUGAUGAACAGGAGACGCUGGUCAGAAACAGUUCCUGUGUAGUUUCAGAAGGGAAGAGGUGAGGUUAUGGUGAAUGUGGACAAUGAAGAUGAAGAUUUAUUUAAUUAAAAGGUGUAACAAUCAAAGGAGGUUUAUUUUUUAAAUUCUUUUAUUCUUUUCUUUUUGUUAUUUAGAGAUAAUCAAUGGAUUAUGCUAGGGCUGGGUAAUUCCUAAAUAUUCAUGGCAUGAUCGUGGUUUAUAGUGUGCAUUUUUUAUGUUUUACCAUAAUUUUCAGGGAAUAAGUUAAAAUUAAUUAAAAAAUAACUCUUGAAAGCAAAUUUAAAAAUGUAAGAAUUCAGCAGCUCUUUUUUCAUCACUCCAUGUGGCAUUUUACAUAUUAAAAUAUAUUUAUGAUCAAAAUGUAUGCAUACUACUGUUCAAAUAUUUAUUUUGUUCAAAAUAACUGCAUUUACAGUGCAUCUGGAAAGUAUUGAUAGUGCUUCACUUUUUCCACAUUUUUUUAUGUUACAGCCUUAUUCCAAAAUGGAUUCACUUCAUUUAUUUCCUCAAAAUUCUACACACAAUACCCCAUAAUGACAAUGUGAAAAAAGAGUUUUUGAAAUUGUUGCAAAUUUAUUAAAAAUAAAACACCUGAAAAAUCACAUGUACAGAAGUGUGAAGCUCUAAAUUGAGCUCAGCUACAUUCUGUUUCCACUGAUCAUUCUUGAGAUGUUUCAGCAGCUUAAUUGGAGUUCACCUGUGGUUAAUUCAGUGGAUUGGACAUGAUUUGAAAAGGCAUACACCUGUCUAUAGAAGGUCCCAGGGUCGACAGUGCAUGUCAAAGCACAAACCAAGCAUAAAGACAAAGGUAUUGUCUGUAGACCUCAGAGACAGGAUUGGCUCGAGGCACAAGGCUGGGGAAGGUUUCAGAAAAAUUUCUGCUGCUCUGAAAGUUCAAUGUACAGAGACAUCCUGAAUGAAAACCUGCUUCAGAGUGCUCUUGACCUCAGACUGGUUCAUCUUCCAGCAGGACAAUGACCCUUAGCACACCGCCAAAAUAUCAAUGGAGUGGCUUCACAACUCGGUGAAUGUCCUUGAGUGGCCCAGCCAGAGCCCAGACCUAAAUCUAUUGAACAUCUCAGAGAUCUGAAAUUGGCUGUACACCGCUUCCCAUUCAACCUGAUAGAGCUUGAGAGGUACUGCAAAGAGGAAUGGGCAAAAAUUCCCAAAGACAGGUGUGCCAAGCUUGUGGCAUCAUAUUCAAAAAGACUUGAGGCUGUAAGAGCAAAGGAGCAGCAACAAAGUAUUGAGCAAAGGCUGUGAAUACUUCUGUACAUGUGAUUCUUCAGGUUUUUUAUUUUUUAUAAAUUUACAACAAUUUAAAAAACUCUUUUUUUACAUUGUCAUUAUGGGGUAUUGUGUGGAGAAUUUUGAGGAAAUAAAUGAAUUUAUUCCAUUUUGGAAUAAGGCAAUAAAAAAAUGUGGAAAAAGUGAAACGCUAUGAAUACUUUCCAGAUGUACUGCUGUUGAGAACAAUACAGUAAAAACGGUACAAUUUGAAAAUAUUAUUUCACAAAAUAACUUUUUGAAUUAAUUAGAUUUCUUUUUGUGAUGCAAACGUUGAAUUUUCAGCAUCCAGUCUCUAUUAUUUUGUUAUCAAUAUUGUACUGCUUGAUAUUCUUGUGGAAAUCAUUACAAGCAUUUAGAUUUUCAGGAUUGUUUGCUUAACAGAAAGCUUACAUUUGUUUUAUUAUAAAACUGAAUUUAUAAAUGGAUAUAAAAUAUUUUUUUGAAAACAUUAUAAAUGCAUUAACUGUGGCUUUUGAUUAAAGUAAUGCAUCAUUAAUCAAAAGUAUUCAUUUCUUAAAAGACCCUCUGAAUCUAGUCUCUAAAUUUAUAAACUUUACAUUUGGCUGUGCAAUUUGGGGAAAAUUUAUAAUUGCCAUUUUUUGACAGAUAUUGCGAUUUCGAUUUGAUUUGCGAUUUAAUUUUGUAGUUAGGGUUCAGCUCAGUAAUCUGUAUCGUAGGUUUUUACUGCUAAAAUGUAGUGUGUUAAAAAAGAAACUGAAAAGAUAUUAACUUCAACAUUUAUUAAAAUUCGUUUUUAAAUAUUCAGAAAUUAGACGCACACUUUUCUCUAGAGGAGACAGGCAUACAUAAAAUAACCGUACCUUUCUGUAAACAAGUUCAACGCAAAAUAGGGAGCUAGUGUAGCUUAUUAUACAAACAAAAAAAUAAUUAUAAUAAAACAGAACACUCAGCAAACUAAAGCUACGGUCACACUGAGAUUUGUGUGUGCGAAAUUGUGUCGUACGGCGCUGCGAAAAGGGGCGGGAUUAAACAAGCUUAUUAGACAUUUAAAAAAGCAAGCGAUUGCUCCAUGUUUACAUUUCUGCCCAGAGAGGUCAUGUUUUGAUCCUCGAUUGGUCUCACGCAGUCAAGUGAUGCGAUUUCGCAGGUCAGAGUUCACCAAGCUUGAACUUUGCACCGCAGCAACGUGCGUUUCCGGUCUGACGCAUUCGCGUGCGUAUGAAUGGAAGACUAUGGGAAGAAAAGUCAAGUGUGACCGCAGCUUAACAUGGCUGAUAAGAGGCAGACUGAAAAGUUCUGAUUGGGCAGAACAAAAGUGUGCUCACUCAAUUGACUAGUAAGACUCACACACAGACGGCAGUCACGCAUUUGCUCUGGGAAAUUAAAUAAUACAUAUUUCAUAUCGCAGCCUCUUUAGCUGAUUAGCUAAUCACAACUUUUCAAGUCUCUUUAUUCAUCAGGGGUCGCCACAGCUGAAUGAACCGGCAAUUAAUCAAGCACAUGUUUUACGCAGCGGAUGCCCUUCCGGCUGUAACCCAGCACUGGGAAACACCCAUACACCCUCACAUUCACACACGUACACCAUGGCCAAUUCAGUUUCUUCAAUUCACCUACAGCACAAUGUGUUGGACUCUAGGGAAACUGGAGCACCCGAGGAAACCCACACCAGCACAGGGAGAACAUGCAAACUCCACACAUAAAUGCCAACUGACCCAGCCGAGACUCGAACCAGAGAUCUUUUUGCUGUGAGGUGACAGUGCUAAAUAUUAAGCAGCCAAGUUCCUUUGAUUCAACUGAAAACAUUUUAGGCCGGCAAGAAUUUUUCUACUAUACUGAAACAUAAUUUGUCGGUCUACAUUGCCCAGCCCUAUUGAUAAUUCAUUGACAAAUCAAGAUAAAUAUGAUUUAUGCUUGCAUAAGUUUACAACACGUCGAUAACGCAUUGCUACUCUUCGUUUUCCCGCACAAACUCAACCUCAGGUUUAAUUCCUCACAUCAGAAGUGCACAAAAUGUACUCAAUCUGACAUUUCUAGCUCAUCGCUGACAUUUGUGUUAAUGAGCUUAGAUUUGUGGCCUUAAACUUGUAACGCUCAUAGGUUAAUAACCGACUCUCUUUGAAGAACAUGUACCCAAGUUAGCAAAUCUCUUAAAAAAACCUUUAUUGACAUUUAAAAAUGAUCCAUUAAAAUGUAUUCAGAGUUUUUACA